Molecule: messenger RNA, 1911 nt
Organism: Phragmites australis (common reed)
Lineage: Eukaryota; Viridiplantae; Streptophyta; Magnoliopsida; Poales; Poaceae
Exons: 12
Coding region: 40-1458 (472 amino acids)
Biological process (GO): mRNA splicing, via spliceosome
Cellular component (GO): nucleus
Molecular function (GO): RNA binding
Source: RefSeq, a predicted model, not a curated record
CACUCAACAAUUUCCGGCCCACAAAAAAUCGCUCCGACGAUGGCGGCGGCGAAACACCCGGAAGCGGCGCGCAGAACGGUCGUACCGUGUCCCGCGAACGGCGGCAUGGACGGGAGCGGCGGCGGCACCGCGGCGGAGAGUGGCGUCGGCGGGUUCGAAUGGGACGCCGACUCCCAGCUCUACUACCACGCCAGUACUGGGUUUUACUAUGACCCUGUCGCUGGAUGGUACUACUGCAGCAGAGAUGGUCAGUACUACAUCUACGAGAAUGGAAAUUACAUGCCAUGGACAUCGGAUUUGAGCAAUGAACCCAAAGCGCACUGUCCAUGUGAUGAAGCCAACCAAGAUGGCCAGGAGUGCCCUUCAGGAAUGGAAGCAGCUAUACCAGACGACGAGAAUGAAACACUGGGGCCGCCAUCAGAAUGGAUGGAGGAAACACUGAUCAACUUGUAUCUGUCAGGCUACUCAAAUAGAGAGGUCAAUACUGAAAGUUCACUAGGAAAUUUACAUACAAAUGAGGAAGAUAGAAGUGAGACAGUUGGAAAUAAACUUGGUAGCGUGACAUCGGACAAUGCAUCAGCCUCGCUGAAUGAUGCUACAUUACAGCAAGCUGAAGAUGAAACGGAAUCUCAGAAUUCCACUUCUAUGCAUGAACCUUUAGGGGAAGAGGAAGAGAAAUGGCUCUCUCAGUAUGGUCAAGUAGAGAGAGUAAAUGAUGAUCUACCAUUACUUCCAACCAUUGAUCUAUGGGAUUGGGAUAUGGUCCAAGAUCCCGUUAGCAAAGAUCAGCCCGUGGCCAGGCUUGUGGGAUGCUUAUCUAGGGGUUCUAGUAAGCUUCAUCCUUCUUUGCCUGCUCGUGGUGGCCUUCUAAGGACUGCUCCUGUGUGUGAGGUUCAUCUUGAUCUCGUACAUGUUUCAACAGGGAAGCUGUACAGACUAAGGAACCCUAGCAGAAAAUACUUAACCUCUUUAUCCACAUAUGACUCCUCCAACCCUACAAAAGAAUGGGGGUUUCCUGAUAUAUAUGCAAACCCUGAUAUUAAUUUGCAUAAGCAGUCAACUGCACAGCGCCAAUCUGAAAUUGCUGAUGAAACUUCUAUUGAGGGAGGUGUUUCAGCUACUAGUGGCAAGGAGCAAAAGACAAAAGCUUACAGGGACAGAGCUGCCGAGAGAAGGAACCUACAUCGUGGCUCAGGGAUAGGAUUUGGACAGAAGCAAAGUAACAUCGUCAAUUUUGAUGAAUAUGAGGAAUCUAGUGAGGACAUAGAUUCAGUGGGAUCUGCUUCAGUAGAUAUGAGUUUCCGUUCCAGUGGUUUGCAUUCUGCCCAGAGAAUCAUGGAGAAUAUGGGCUGGAGGGAGGGAGAGGCCCUUGGGAAAAGCAGAAAGGGUAUUGUAGAACCUAUACAACCUACCAUCAACAAGCAUGGUGCUGGUUUGGGAUGGAAACAAACCCGCUAAAAUGCUCCUAUCUCUGAACUGCUAUGGGGAUACCAGUCCAUGUUUUGUGUCCCCUCUGGAGGUGCUACUUCUUCAACAAACGAAUUGAUGUAACUGACUUGUGGUCGCUGCUCUAACUCUUGCCUUUCUUGGAGGACAAUAUAUUUACUUACAGCAAGAAAAUUAGUUGUUAUUGGGUUGAUGAAAGGCCCAUGUUGAAACAGAACACAAUAACAACUUUUUCGACAACUACAUUGGAGAAACAAGCUUACUUCAUCUUGAUUUUCUGUGCUUUUGGGACCCUAGCGUGCGGCCAUGGUUUCAGCACUGUGCUAAUGCAAGAACUACCCACAAAAGUUGUGCUCCAUCCCCUCAGGAAAAAAAAAAAAGUUCCGCUCCAGCAUUUUUGUGAAGCUCAACUACUGUUCUAUGUUGAUUUUAAGAUAUAGUCACCAUGCUUAUGCACUUAUGCUC